Messenger RNA from Entrophospora candida, 241 nucleotides. The record is from the annotation of a GenBank genome assembly. NCBI's taxonomy places the organism in Eukaryota, Fungi, Glomeromycota, Glomeromycetes, Entrophosporales, Entrophosporaceae.
AGUUAGGCGUUUAGCCAAUGUACAAAUACCUGUAAAAUGUGAAGUUAUUGGCUAUUACACAUGCUUAAACCAUUUAAUAUAUGCAGUCAAUAAAAUGUAUGAAAAAGCUAUUGAAUUUGAAGAAAGAUGUAAAAUGAAAACAUCAAGAAAAUCAUUACAAAAAUUGCAAGAUUUCCAUCAUUCUAGCUUAAGGACAACACAACCUUCUCCUUCAAAUUCUCCUCAAUACUACAAUUGUUGA